Messenger RNA from Porites lobata, 345 nucleotides. The record is from the annotation of a GenBank genome assembly. Lineage: Eukaryota; Metazoa; Cnidaria; Anthozoa; Scleractinia; Poritidae.
AUGGCCGCCAAAGCAGAAAUCAUUUCAGCCACGAGAGCCCUGUGUCCUCUUCCCAAUCAAGUGGACAAUUUUAUCCUUUUUGAAAGUGAAGUUGAGAAAAUGAUAUCCCGUUUGUUUGAGAAAUAUCGAAGCAAUCAAAAUUCAAUUGAAACAGUACGAAAUUCGUUGCUUGAAGUUGGCUUGGUCAUCGAACAAGAAGUUAUGUUAUGGCUGAAAAAAUUACACAGAAGGCUCUCUCCUCGCAAGAAAGCUCGUAAUCCAUGGGCUGUGGUAGUAGCGAGGGAUUUGCCAGCCAACGUUUUUGGUUUCAUUAUGGAGAUGAUAAAGAAAGCACGGUCGAGCUAA